GUUUCCCAUCGGGCCUUGCGGCGGCGCGGGCUGCGGGAAUGAGGUAAAGGCGGGAGGGGCGGGGGCGCGCGGCAGGAAGCGCGGCGGGCAGGCGGCGAGCGCAGCGCGGCGGGCCCGGCCCCAUGGCGGACACCAAGGAAACACAUGAGGAGCAUGAUACUUCUACUGAAAAUGCAGAUGAUUCUAACCAUGAUCCUCAGUUUGAGCCCAUAGUUUCCCUUCCUGAGCAAGAAAUAAAAACUCUGGAAGAGGAUGAGGAAGAGCUCUUUAAGAUGCGGGCUAAGCUGUUCCGAUUUGCGUCUGAAAAUGAUCUUCCCGAAUGGAAAGAACGAGGAACUGGUGAUGUAAAACUCCUGAAACACAAGGAGAAGGGAACAAUUCGUCUGCUCAUGAGGAGGGAUAAAACCCUAAAAAUUUGUGCAAAUCAUUAUAUCACGCCCUUAAUGGAGCUGAAGCCUAACGCUGGGAGCGACAGGGCAUGGGUGUGGAACACACACGCUGACUUUGCAGAUGAAAGCCCCAAGCCUGAACUUCUGGCAAUCCGAUUUUUAAAUGCAGAGAAUGCUCAGAAAUUCAAGGCAAAAUUUGAAGAAUGCAGGAAUGAAGUAGACAAGAGAGCAAAGAAAGCAGGCACAGACAAAAAUGAUAGUGCUGAUAAAGUUGCUGAAAAACUAGAAGAGCUUUCUGUAAAGGAAGAGAGCAAAGAAUCUGAGAAGAAAGAGACCAAGGAAAAAGCUGAAGAAAAGCAAUAAAUCAUCCUGGGCCUUGCAGUUUUUCCUUUACACUUUUUCUUUUUCCCUUUUUUUGUUGUUUUUUUGUUUUGUUUUGUUUUUAAUUUUUACAAGGGACUUUAUACAGAACUGAAUUCAACAUUCAGGUUGUUUUUUCUAAGCUUUUGCCCUCUUGAAGAUGUCUUGAGAAAAUCCAUUCCCCAGUCAUGAAAAUGUACUGUGCUAACUUUCUUUUCCAUAGUGGAAAAGAAACUUAUUUAUAGUCAUCCAAAAGAGUGAAUAAAAUAAACUUGAAAACAGCAUCAGAGGACAGAAUCAAGUUUUCUAUAUACUUUAAAGGCUUAUGAAUACACUUGUUUCAUUGGGUGUUGAGAUACGUAUCAUCAUACCUGUGGAUUAACUAGGUUAACAGACUUCACCAACAGGGAAGAUUAAGAUUGCAUCCAUGUUUCUUAUAUGGCUUCUAAAACUGUAAUAUAACAGACCUUUCACACUUGCUGCUGUGUGUUCCUGAGCAGGGAAUGUGCCUGUGGUUCUUGAAAUACAGCUGACUUCUGGAAUUGGGUGAUAGAGCAUUCCAGGCAUACUAUUAAUGAUGAUCCGUCAGACAGUGAAAAUAAGAGUGGGAGAGAAAAUUGAUUACGUGAGACUUGAGAAGUAUUUUCCUCUUACAAAACAAAAUAUUCCCCCAACCCCCAAUUUGUUAAUAUUGCAAAUGCUUGACCAGCACAAAGUACUUGUUGCUGUGGUCCCAGGUCUUCCAUGGCGUGCUACUGGCUGACGGAAGGCAGCAGCAGCCGGUUACGGUGUAUACAAAGGAAUCUUAACUGAGUACCUUACUAUGAGAUUCCCCAUGUCAGCAUAUCAUAAAAGUUAUUUUCUAAACCUUAGAAGCUUUUUUCCAGGGCUCUGGAGCUUGCAUUGUUUUUAGAAACUGGGAGGGGUUCUGAGCUUUUAAGUUGCAUGGUGGGAGGCUGUCCCUCUUUGAGAGUGGCAGUCUGACUGUUCACUUUGGAACAGUUAGUUAGGUUGUACACCCUUGAGGGGCACUUUCCUUGCCAGAAUGAGCAAAUUGAUCAAAUCUCUUCCCUGCAAGUGUUUUCUGUUUAUCCAGCUUCAAGUUAGUGCUAAAGAAUAGGAAAAUAAACUAUAGUAAACAAUAAAAUCGCAUUUUUUUUUUUGUCUGGAUAGAUUAAUUGGAUUUCAUUGUUAAUCACUAAUACAAGAAUAGUGUUAGGAUAGCAAUGGAAUUCUGUAAUACUGUUUCCAAAAUGGUUACGAAAACUGGGCAGAACUUGCUAAACUUUAAGACUGUAUGAUGUUAACAUUGGAGAGCAAGACCUUUUCAUCUUCAUAAAGAGGCUUUCCAAAGUAGGUCAGGCUCUGCAGUCUACCUGAGGAGAAUAUAUUUUUUUAAAAAAUCUUGUAUUUCUACUUGGCACUGCCUUUCAAUGCUACAAUGAAUUAGUCAAAUCUGGAACUGUAAUUAAGGUACUCACUUCAUUCAAACUAGAGUAAUUCCUUUGGUGUUGUGCAUGUUUCCCUUCAAGUACAGCAGAUAUCAAAAGUCUGUUAAUUAACAAAAAUGGUUGAAAGGCAAAAUAAAAUGCUCUUCGGUGUUUCUGGUUUGGAAAUAACAAGACAAAGCUAUUCUGAAGUACUUAACAUUUGAAUGUAAAAGCCAAAUCUUUAUCCAUGAGUCACUGUGAAGUCUCUGAUCUGAUGUCAAAGUGUGUCUAAAUUGAUAGAAAUUACAUUUUAAAAUUUCAAAAUAAAUAUAAAUUUUCAUUUUGA
Molecule: messenger RNA, 2525 nt
Organism: Falco peregrinus (peregrine falcon)
Lineage: Eukaryota; Metazoa; Chordata; Aves; Falconiformes; Falconidae
Gene: RANBP1
Product: RAN binding protein 1
Exons: 6
Coding region: 123-752 (209 amino acids)
Biological process (GO): nucleocytoplasmic transport; positive regulation of mitotic centrosome separation
Cellular component (GO): centrosome; cytoplasm; nuclear pore
Molecular function (GO): GTPase activator activity
Source: RefSeq, a predicted model, not a curated record